Mesocestoides corti is the source of this 375-nucleotide messenger RNA. NCBI's taxonomy places the organism in Eukaryota, Metazoa, Platyhelminthes, Cestoda, Cyclophyllidea, Mesocestoididae. The record is from the annotation of a GenBank genome assembly.
AUGGACGAAGACGCGGAUAAUCCUUCGUACACAGGUGUCUUCGGACGAGACUAUUUUGCCACCAUUCCAAAGUACACUGAACACCCGCUGUUAUGGCUCCGGCAAAUCGAGGUCCACUGCAACAAGAUAACCUCGCAAACCAUCAAAUAUCAUCGUGUGUUGUCAGAACUGCCCAAACAUGUGAAAGUUGCAGUUCUUAAUCUGAUUGGGGAAACUCCUGAGUUACCGUCGAACCUGCUGGCGCACAUGCGACGUGAUGUUGAAGGCAGGCAGAUUGGUGACAUGGAACUGCGCCAAUUGUGGACCAAGUGCCUGCCGGAGAAGAUGCCGCCCGUCUCAACUGCACACCUACAGAUGCUAACUCGGUGCUUUUGA